AAAAUAAAGGGAAACAUGAACCAUGGAGCUGAGGUGAACUCUCAAAACUCGAGCAAGAACAAAGGGUAUAAGAUGUCGGCACUGCAGAAACUGGAGAAUCUAGCAGGGCGGAUCUUUUACUGGGGGCCACGGAGUGAUGCGGGGACACCUGGCUACGGAGAGACAGCCUAUGAAUCAGAGCACACAACUGCCUGGAAUGAGCAGAUGAAGGAGUUUCUUGCCAAAGCCAAAGAAGAUUUCCUCAAGAAAUGGGAGAACCCAUCACAGAACACAUCCAGCCUGGAUCAUUUCGACCGGCUCAAGACCCUAGGUACAGGCUCUUUUGGGCGAGUGAUGCUCGUGAAACACAAGGAUACUGGGAAUUACUUUGCCAUGAAAAUCCUUGACAAGCAGAAAGUUGUUAAGCUGAAGCAGAUUGAGCACACCCUCAAUGAAAAGCGCAUACUACAGGCUGUGACCUUCCCAUUCCUUGUCAGGCUAGAGUAUUCUUUCAAGGAUAACUCAAAUCUGUACAUGGUGAUGGAAUAUAUCCCAGGCGGUGAGAUGUUCUCCCACCUACGGCGGAUUGGCAGGUUCAGUGAACCUCAUGCCCGGUUCUAUGCCGCUCAGAUUGUGCUGACGUUUGAGUACCUGCACUCACUAGAUCUCAUCUACCGAGAUUUGAAGCCUGAGAACCUCCUCAUUGACCAACAGGGCUACAUUGAGGUGACAGAUUUUGGCUUUGCCAAACGAGUGAAAGGCCGAACAUGGACCCUUUGUGGAACUCCAGAAUAUCUGGCUCCUGAAAUCAUUCUGAGCAAGGGUUAUAACAAAGCUGUAGACUGGUGGGCCUUGGGUGUCCUCAUCUAUGAGAUGGCAGCUGGCUACCCUCCAUUUUUUGCAGACCAGCCCAUUCAGAUCUAUGAGAAAAUCGUCUCUGGGAAGGUUCGCUUCCCCUCUCACUUCAGCUCAGACCUGAAGGAUCUGUUGCGUAAUUUGCUCCAGGUAGACCUCACCAAACGCUUUGGCAACCUCAAAAAUGGAGUCAAUGACAUCAAGAAUCACAAAUGGUUUGCUACUACUGAUUGGAUUGCCAUCUACCAACGGAAGGUGGAAGCUCCCUUUAUACCAAAGUGCAAAGGCCCCGGCGACACAAGUAACUUUGAUGACUAUGAGGAAGAAGAGAUCCGGGUGUCCAUCACUGAGAAGUGCGCCAAGGAGUUUGCAGAAUUUUAGGGCCAGCCCCCUCCCCCUUGCUUUGUGUGCCCAGGGAAAGGAAGGGCUGUGUUUCAUCAGCCCCAAGGGCCAGAGUUCCUUGCCUAUGUGUUAAUUUUGGGAGGUGGGAGAGUGUUGGGGUUCACCUGGAUCUGUUUGGGCAGAAGAGAGAAAAAGGGGAUUUCAUUUUGAAGCCGUAGAAAAGGGCAGAAGUCUGAGGGCCACCUGUCCGCCUCCCUCCACAAGCUGCAAGGUGGUUCCCAGGCACUCUCAGGCAGGUUUUAAACAAAUUCCCUUCCUCCUCACACCAAUUCCAACCCAUACACAAACCCUGAUCAGACAGUCCCUGGAUUAUUGGUGGCUUUUCCCCUCCUAUUCUUUUCUUUUUUACUUUACUUCUCUCUUUCUUUCUUUUUUCUUUCUUUGAGGGGAAAGGGGAUAUUUUGCAAUUCAUCCUUGCCUGUAAGGUUUGGUUCAUGGGGCAUUGCAAAAAUUCAGGAGGGGGAGGGCAAGAAAUAAACACAUCCAGAUGGCACUUUGGUAUUCAGACCAGCACUGCAUGGGUUAAUGGCCCAGCCUUCUCCCCUCCCCCUGUAGGACAAGCCUGUCCUUUUAUCAAUAUUUUUCCCCAGUCUCCUUUUAUUAACUUUAAAGAAAGGUUUAAAGAAAUAGUUGACUGGCUUUAAAAAAGAAGGUUUUAACAGUCUUGGCGGGACAGUGUUUUCAUAUGCUCUGUUUCUAGUACACUUAAAUAAAAUUCUGCAGGAAUUUUAACUCUGUAAAAACAGCUGGGUUUUAGCAUAAAGAAUUUGUUUUGUGGGGGGGAUAGAAAAGACAAUUUAUUUCCAAUCUUAGUCCUCUAGUCUGUGGGAAGGAGGGAGGCCAUAGAAAUCAUACUUAUUAGGGGGGAGGGGGGAGUGACUGGUUGCUAGCUGGUGCAGGAGAACUAAGAGAAGGGACCCUGUCUGAUUUGUCUUUCUUACAUGUGUACACACCCUUCCCCCCAAUGCCUUUGAAGAUCAGCUCCACUGUUUCAGGCAGCCCUUGCAGCCACUGCCAGAGUGGAGGAGAAUCAAGCCAGUUCUAGUCCACACUGUGAAACAACAGAAUCUAACUAAUGGCUUGGAGAGACUGACUCCUCUUGGUAGCAACUGGAAUGAGCAAAAUGCACGAGCAGUUAAAAGUUAAUCACAUAUGGCCUUUUCCAGCCAAUUUUGAACCUCGGUCUCUUGUGUUCUUGAUAGUAGGAUCUUUCCAGUCUUCUGAUGGAAACUCCCAUUACUCUAGUCCUCCAGGGCUACAUCCACUUGCUGUGUGUUUGUGCUAUGGUGGCAGAGGGUAUGGAUGGAUGACCUCGUCCUGCUGUGAAGGGGCAUAGGUUUAAAAACUUAAGUUGCUGGGACGAUCCAUCCACUCGGGCAAGCUGAUAACAGUGUUGACCAGGGAGAUAACCGUUUUGAUCUGCAGUUCUGACUGAGAAUGAGAGGUGGCAUCCAUUGUAGAGCCUUUUCUCAGAGAGAUCUGGGUGCUGCAGGAGCUGUGACUUAGGGUGUAGAGGGAGGGCACCUUGUGUUUCUCCCUAAAUUUGUUCUAACUUCCCCUCUCCUUUCCAAUGCAAUGCCUCUUUGUGUUCUGUCUCCACCUGUCCCACUCCAAACACAGUCUUUCUAUACUCGCCACCAGUUUAGUUUCUUCUGUUCUCUUUCCGUGGCUGAGGAGCAGAGCAGGCUUCUCUUAGAUUGGUAGAUGAAUUAUAUAACUUGUGCAGAAGCGCUGUCAGGAGCAGACAAGCUUUGCUUGCCUCUCCAACUCCUCGUCCUCCUUUUCCCACCAAGAAGCUCAUCAGCCCCCUUUGUGUUGGGUUGGGGAGAAGGGGAGCUCAAUACCCACCCACUCCCUGCCUCGGAAAAGAAAACACACUUCUAUGUAAUCCAACAAAACUUGUUUCACGGAGGAAAACAACAGCAACAACAAACCCUACUUCCUCUUUAACAGUGUGCUUUGUUGUAAACAUAUUUGAAACUAUUAUCAAUAAAGUUUUGUUUAAAAAAUUU
Molecule: messenger RNA, 3248 nt
Organism: Sceloporus undulatus (fence lizard)
Lineage: Eukaryota; Metazoa; Chordata; Lepidosauria; Squamata; Phrynosomatidae
Gene: PRKACA
Product: protein kinase cAMP-activated catalytic subunit alpha
Exons: 10
Coding region: 16-1215 (399 amino acids)
Biological process (GO): peptidyl-serine phosphorylation
Cellular component (GO): cAMP-dependent protein kinase complex; nucleus
Molecular function (GO): protein kinase A regulatory subunit binding; cAMP-dependent protein kinase activity; ATP binding
Source: RefSeq, a predicted model, not a curated record